Messenger RNA from Colletotrichum acutatum, 816 nucleotides. RefSeq lists its product as uncharacterized. NCBI's taxonomy places the organism in Eukaryota, Fungi, Ascomycota, Sordariomycetes, Glomerellales, Glomerellaceae. The transcript has a single exon. The record is from RefSeq and is a predicted model, not a curated record. The annotation marks the transcript as partial.
GAGAAGACACAUCGUUUCGUCGGAUGGACCAUGCUGGGACUUUUCUGGGUCCAGGUUGUCCUAGGCGCAAACGACAGCAAGGUCGCAAAUAUGUCUUUGGGCGCCGCAUGCAUCCGUACACCUGGAUUCUGGAUGCUGGCAGUCGCCACGAUGAGCAUCGCCUCCUCAUGGUUGUUCCUCAAGAAAGUUCCUGUCGAAGCUGAGGUGCUUUCCGACCACGCAGUUAGACUGCACUUUGACUACACAGUCCCCGUCAACGGUAGCUUUGUCAGGCUCUCCCAAAGGCCUCUUCUGGAGUGGCACUCGUUCGCCACGAUUCCGGCCCCUGAGAAGGUCGAACACCGCGAGAAGGGUUUCUCUCUGGUUGUUUCCAACGCAGGCGAUUGGACCAAAAACUGCAUUCAGAAACCCCCCACUCACAUUUGGGUUCGCGGUGUACCGACCUGUGGUGUCAUGCGCAUUGCGACUUGCUUCAACCGCGUUGUUGUCAUCGCCACUGGAUCUGGCAUUGGGCCUCUUCUCGGUCACAUUCAGCAGCCGAGCUGCGCGACACAGUUGAUCUGGUCCACACCAAAGCCCGAACAGACGUUUGGCAAGCCUUUGCUCGACGCCAUCAAGAGAAAGAUCCCCAACGCAGUGAUUCACGACACCAAGGUAUCAGGCCGUCCGGAUCUAGUGAAGAUGGGAUACAACCUUUUCCAAAGCUUCAAUGCCGAAGCUGUCAUCAUCAUUGCGAACGAAAAGAUCACGAAGAAGGUUGUUUAUGGUCUUGAAACUAGAGGUGUUCCGGCAUAUGGCGCUAUCUGGGACUCUUGA